This is a messenger RNA of Globicephala melas (long-finned pilot whale), 3622 nucleotides long. Its product is annotated as cytochrome P450 1A4-like. The record is from RefSeq and is a predicted model, not a curated record. Lineage: Eukaryota; Metazoa; Chordata; Mammalia; Artiodactyla; Delphinidae. Gene Ontology annotation, biological process: progesterone metabolic process; hormone biosynthetic process. Gene Ontology annotation, molecular function: heme binding; iron ion binding; steroid 17-alpha-monooxygenase activity.
AUGAUACUCGGCAUGGCAAUCACUCCUGGAGAGGUGACCACUUCUCUCAUAACUUGGGGGAUGUUUUUUGUUUUUGUAAGAGCCCUAAGGAGCAAAGGGAGAAAGCGGGUGUCUCCUCCUGGCCCGUGGUCCUUCCCCAUCAUAGGAAAUCUUCUUCAGCUUAGAGACCAUCCUUACCUUACAUUCAUGGAGACGAGGAAGAAAUACGGAAAUGUCUUUCUCAUCAGACUUGGCAUGGUGCCUGUCCUGGUGGUGAAUGGGAUGGAAAUGGUGAAACAAGUACUACUCAAAGUUGGAGAGGGCUUCCCUGGCCGACCUAACAUGCAUACAUUUUCUUUCCUGGCAGAAGGAAAGAGUCUUAGGUUUUCAGUCAAUUAUGGAGAGAGUUGGAAGCUUCAUAAGAAAACUGCUUCCAAUGCUUCAACAUUUUCUAAAGCAGAAGCAAAAUCCUCCACUUGCUUUUGCUUACUUGAGAAACAUGUCAUUGAGGAAGUUUCUGAGCUGGUAAAAGUCUCUGCAGACUUGACUUCCAAGAAUGGCAGCUUUGACCCCAGAGGUGCUAUUACGUGUGCAGUGGCCAACGUUGUCUGUGCCCUUUGUUUGGGCAAGAGAUGUGACCACAGUGAUGAGGAGUUUCUUAGAAUAGUUAAAGAGAAUGAUGACUUGGGGCUUCCCUGGUGGCGCAGUGCCUCCAAUGCUGCUAAUCCUGCCGAUUUCAUACUGUGUUUCUGCUACCUUCCACUGCGAAUUAUAAAUUCUCCCCAGGAGUUUUAUCAGGCCCUGAAUCAGUUUAUUGCUCUACAUGUACAAGAUCAUCUUACAACAUAUGAUAAGGACUAUAUCCAAGAUAGCACUGAUGCUCUGAUUAAUACAUGCCACAACAAAUAUGCUGCUACCAAAACAGCCACCUUAAAUGAUGAUGAAAUCAUAAGCACUGUGAAUGACCUCUUUGGAGCUGAGUUUGAAACAAUAUCAACAUGUCUAUAUUGGAGCUUUCUUUAUUUGAUACACUAUCCAGAAAUUCAAGCCAAAAUUCAAGAAGAAAUUGAUGGAAACAUUGGGAUGAAAUCAACCAGGUUUAAAGACAGGAAAAUUUUACCCUCCACAGAAGCUUUCAUAAAUGAAAUAUUCAGACAUGCCUCCUUUCUUCCUUUUACUGUUCUUCAUUGUACUACAUCAGAUACUACUCUGAAUGGUUAUUUCAUUCCCAGGAAAACAUGCACCUUUAUUAACAUGUAUCAAGUAAAUCAUGAUGAAACUAUUUGGGAUAAUCCCAAUUUAUUUAGACCUGAGAGAUUUCUAUAUGAAAACAUGGAACUGAAUAGAAUUGUUGAGAAGGUGUUGACUGUUGGAAUGGGAAUCCGGAAGUGUCUCGGAGAAGAUGUUGCACGAAAUGAGAUAUUCAUUUUCUUCACCACAGUUCUGCAGCAGCUCAAGCUGGAGAAGUGCCCAGAAGCCGAGCUUGACCUGACACCCAUGUAUGGCUUAGCCAUGAAGCCAACACCAUACCAACUUCAAGUAGAGACCCGCUGCACAGAAUUCUACUUUUCGCUGAAAGAGUCGGUACUGAAAAAACAGGAUGUUCUAUCAACUCACAUUCCUAGAAUUCCUUUUUGGUCAGAAGUGAGCUGCUAGAAGGAGAUACUCAAAAUGAAAAACAUCUUGUCAUGAGGAACCUGGGAAACAACUCAACAUGAAGGAAAAUAGAAUCUAGAGGUGGAGACAUAACUUUUAAAGGCUAUUUGUAAAUAUGUUUCACAGAAAGUUUCUACCUGUACUCUAAACGGGCAAGAAACAGAAUGGAAUCUAGCACUUCGCUUCAUAAAUUGUGAUUGAAAAACUGAUGGGUUAUUAUUCACAAAAACUGCAAAUGAAACUUUGAGCCAUGACAGAGCAAGGAUACAAUAAAAGCUUCGAACUGAAACUCCAUCAGGCCCAAACUAUGAAUGGCACAUUCUACAGGAUAAAACCUCAACAAACCCCUUACUGUAGAGAGAGACAGUAAUGGUCAAGGCCACCCACCUCACACUGUGCUGGUAUUAGGAACAAGAAGAGUAGCUGGGAACUCUGGAUCACAUGCUUCCCCUGCACUUGGGCAUGGUUAGCAAGUCACUUUUCAGCCCAGUGAUAAUCAACACCAGCCUGGAGCUAAAAGUGCGCCACCUGAAAAAACAGCUUUUUGUUGAUGCCAAAUCUAUCCAUCCAGGGCACUCCCAGCUCUUCAACUUCAAAAGAGACAAGUAAAUUCAGUCACAACACUUCCAACACCAGAUGUGUGGGUGUUUUUCCACACCAGGAAAUUCUGACACCAGCUGGAUGUGAUACAAUUUAUCUCAGUUCUGACACUGUUUACCUGGAGAUGGCAUCAGAUCCUACAAGCUGGAAUUAUGUUUUCAACAUCAGAUGAGUCAAAGGAAAUAAUAGCCGCUGUAGAACAGAUGGGCUGAAGCAAAAUUGGAAGGCAGAAAAAAGAUGAAAGAUGAUUUUGGAUGGAAAAGAGGAUUUCUCUGUGGAAAAUGUUCAGAUUCUACAUAUAAGACAUAUAGGGAAUACAGAGUGAAAAAUAAAUGGGUAUGAUUGGAAGUAGUUUAAUUAAUUCUAGCUUUAAAGCUUCACCUAAUGCCACUGCUUUAUUCUGUAACGUGUAGAUUUACUUUGUAAUGACUGAUUCUGUAAAACUGGAUUAUGGUUUUAUUUUUGUGAAAGAUUCUUUUUGUUUUCCUUACUAUUUCUAGUUUUUAUCUAAUGUUUUAAAUUAUAGCUUAAAUAAAAUAGUUUAAUUAAAAGACCUUCAUAACUCAAUGUUUCAUCACACUGGAUUUCAGGUAAAGUUAGUUACUGGAUGUGUGAGUUUUUCCAAUCCCAUUAAGAAAAUAGUAAAAAAUAGAAUAGCCUUUAUACUUGGAACUCUAUCAGUAAUAAAUGAGCCACAAAGUGUCCAUAAAAAUUAGCUAUCCUGAUGAGCAUUUGUGAUUCACAUUGUAUACUCUGUGGUGAGCCAAGGUAUCUAUUUCUUAAUAAUCUUACUAAGGGCUCUGUCAGGACUCUGGCCAACAACUGGCUUGAUGUUUGCAUUUUGUGUGUGAUGUAGUUUUUUCCUUGGUUGACUCUUAUGGCCCCACCCUGAUGAACCAGUUGUAGCAAGCCUCAGCAUUUGUACGUAGAAUACAUUCUGCCUCUUGCUCACCGAAGUAGCUUUCUGUGUACCUGACACCUGAGGUAACCAUCCAUAAUCCAAAUACCUUCAAGAGGUACUUUUAGAUUGAUACUCCCUGUCUUUCAUAUGUCUUGUCAUAUUCUCAGAGAAGUAAUGUCAUCCUAGCAUCAACUAUGUAUCAUGUGAAAUAGCACAGAAUAUUUCCUGGAACAUUUCUUAAUUGCAUUGCUCCUCUACCCAAAAUUGUGCUGAAAUAUUAGGCAAUGGCCACAGUGUUAGGGGAAAAAUAUCUACUGAUGUCCCAUCAAAAGUUUCCAAAUCUCCUCUCAUUUGAAAGUGAUGAACUCAUGGUAGACUGGUUGAUUUUUUUCUUUCCCAAAUUUAUUUCCUUAAGAAGAAAUACAAGGUUUCCUAAACUUGUUUUCUUAAAAAUCAUUCCUAUAUUUGUAGCCCAGAAUCUGUAGA